AUGGUGUCGUCUAAGAAACCGAACAAGGAGGAGAAGAAGCCGAGGAGCGAUGGCGUCGAUAAAGCUGGUGGUGGUCGCAGCUCAGGUUCCAAAACGACGACGAAGACGCCGAGUAAGGUGAAAUCCGGGAGUAAUGCGAAGAAGGAGCCGGAGGUUUACGAGAUCUCGGAAUCUUCGAGCAGCGACUCUGUGGAAUUAGUGAGACGUGAUGAGCCGAAGAAAAGCAAUGGCGUUGUGAGCAAGGGACGUAACGGGAAAAGCACCGCAAUUCCGGUGAAUAGGAGGAAAAAUGGAGAAGAGGAAGACGGCGAAGGAGGCGUGGAAGACGCUAAGACGUUUAGGUUUCCGAUGAAUCGGAUUCGGCGGAUCAUGAGAAGCGACGACACCGCUCCUCAGAUCAUGCAGGACGCUGUAUUUCUUGUCAACAAAGCCACGGAAAUGUUCAUUGAGCGGUUCUCUGAAGAAGCUUAUGAAAGUUCUGUCCAGGACAGAAAGAAAUUCAUCCACUACAAACAUCUUUCAUCCGUAGUGAGUAACGAUGAGAGAUAUGAGUUUCUUGCGGAUUGUGUUCCUGAGAAAGUAAAAGCAGAGGUGGCGUUGGAGGAAUGGGAAAGGGCCAUGGCAAAUGCAGGAUGA
Messenger RNA from Microthlaspi erraticum, 636 nucleotides. Lineage: Eukaryota; Viridiplantae; Streptophyta; Magnoliopsida; Brassicales; Brassicaceae. The record is from the annotation of a GenBank genome assembly.